AUGCUUUUCAUCAAUACACUUGUCGAAGGAAAAAUCCCAGUCAAAGCAUUAAUAGAUACGUUGUCGAAGUUUAAUAUCGUCAGCAGGAGCUUGUUCGAUAGGCUUGGAACAGAUCAUGUAAUAGCUCCAACUUGUGAUCCGGUUAAAAACCUUUAUAAAGACGCAAUAGGUGGAAUAGAUUGCUUAGAUUUACAAUUCUACCAUAAAGGAAAAUGGCGAAGUUUGGAUGGUACCGAUCUAAUAGACUUCGAGAUUCGCAAGAAUCCAACAUUUGAUCUGGUAUUGGGGCAAGAAUGGUUGUGGGCACAUGAAGUAAAGAUGAGUUUUAAUCCUGAUACUAAUAUUGAAAUAGAUGGUAUGAGUAUCCCAUUAAUCGAAGAAGAUAGCAGACCCACAGGCGACUCUCCGAGUCAUAAAGCCAGCUCCACAAAAAAUAACUUAUCUAAAUCAACAGAAUCUAAACCUGGUCUAGCUCAAGAGGAGAAGAUUAAAUGA
This is a messenger RNA of Diversispora eburnea, 495 nucleotides long. NCBI's taxonomy places the organism in Eukaryota, Fungi, Glomeromycota, Glomeromycetes, Diversisporales, Diversisporaceae. The record is from the annotation of a GenBank genome assembly.